Molecule: messenger RNA, 1792 nt
Organism: Dalotia coriaria
Lineage: Eukaryota; Metazoa; Arthropoda; Insecta; Coleoptera; Staphylinidae
Product: mitogen-activated protein kinase p38b-like
Exons: 5
Coding region: 370-1488 (372 amino acids)
Biological process (GO): intracellular signal transduction; protein phosphorylation
Cellular component (GO): nucleus; cytoplasm
Molecular function (GO): MAP kinase activity; ATP binding
Source: RefSeq, a predicted model, not a curated record
UCUAUACUUGUACUAGACUCGUUAAAUAACUAUUAGUGUUUUUCAACUAGCAAGCAAUAGAAGCGCUAGUGCAACCGUAAUGAAAAUUUCGCUGGGCUCAUUUUGACGGUCAACAAGGUACAUAUGCAAAACUGGUAAAACUGAGCCAGCGUCAGCCAACCGGGCAUGUCAGUAUGUAAUCGGCGACACAACCACAUCAAAUGAACCUGAGUUGAUUCUUUUUGUUGUUCUUCGUCCUUGUGUCGCCCAAUGUCUGGUUAACAUCGCGCGUUCAGGCGUGUUUGGUCACCUGCGUUUGUUUGGGGAACGACAUUCAAUGAGCAUCUAGCUAAGUAGUACAUACAUAGUUCUGGGAUAAACUAAUCGAAAAUGUCCGUCAAUCGAACAGAGGUGAAUAAAACAGUCUGGGAGGUGCCUGAUAGGUAUCAGAACCUGGUGUCAGUGGGAUCAGGUGCUUAUGGACAAGUUUGUGCAUCAUUGGACACAAAAACAAAUAUGAAAGUUGCCAUAAAGAAGCUGGCACGUCCGUUUCAAUCAGCAGUGCAUGCAAAACGUACUUAUCGCGAAAUUAAGUUGCUCAAGCACAUGAAGCAUGAGAAUGUUAUUGGCCUCCUUGAUGUGUUCUGUUCACAGUAUGACAGUGAUCAAGUUAGUUAUGUUCAUUUUAUUUACUACCCAUCUAAAUUUAAUGAAAUUUUCCAGAUAUAUUUGGUAACACACCUAAUGGGAGCAGAUCUGAAUACAAUUAUACGUACACAACGAUUAUCUGAUGAGCAUGUACAGUUUUUAGUUUACCAAAUCCUAAGAGGCCUUAAAUAUAUACAUUCAGCUGGAGUGAUUCACAGAGAUUUAAAACCAUCAAAUAUUGCAGUGAAUGAAGACUGUGAGUUGAAAAUUCUAGAUUUUGGGCUUGCUCGUCCGACUGAGAGUGAAAUGACCGGCUAUGUUGCCACUAGAUGGUACAGAGCUCCGGAAAUUAUGUUGAAUUGGAUGCACUACAACCAAACUGUUGAUAUUUGGUCUGUGGGAUGCAUUAUGGCUGAGUUUAUAAACUCUAAACAACUGUUUCCAGGAAGGGAUCAUAUUCAUCAGUUAAAUCUUAUCAUGGAGAUUCUCGGCACACCGAGUGAAGAAUUCCUGUCGAAGAUUACAUCGGAUAGUGCACGCGGAUACAUACGAUCAUUACCACCAACACACAAAAAAGAUCUCCAUUCAGUAUUCCCACGCGCCAGUCCGCUUGCCAUCGACUUGCUGGAGAAAAUGUUGGAACUGGACAGCGAUAAGCGUAUUACUGCCGAGCAGGCGUUGGCUCAUCCUUACUUGGAGCAGUACGCCGAUCCACGCGAUGAGCCUGUCUCAGCACCGUACGACCAAACCAUUGAAAACCAGGAUCAUCCGGUUGAAAAGUGGCGAGAUUUGGUUAUGGAAGAAAUCCGUACAUUUAUUCCACCCAUACUUGACAACGAUUCACAUGAGGCUGGUAAUUGAUCCAUUAUCAAUUUAUCUAGAGGCAGCACUGUUGUAAUAUCUACUAAAAAGAGAAGCAAAUAAUAUAGAUAUAUUUUUAGCCCUCAAAUCAUUGUUGAAGCUCAAAAACGAAAAAAAAAUCCAUCAAACUGUUAAUAUUUUGUUGUAUAACAAGUUGCGUAUAUUUUUACUGAAAGUUUAUUUUUGUGUUACUGCUAUAUAUUUUUUUGUUCUGCAAAAUUAAGUUCAAAUGCUUUGUUUCAAUAUAAUUUAUGUAUUGUAUGUACAACUAAAUUUGAUUAAGAGUAUUUACAUUCUUAUACUA